AUGGAAAUAGAUGAAGCAGAGGAUCCAGCAACUGAUAUUGAUGAGGAAGACAAGGGCAAUCCAUUAGCUGUAGUAGACUAUGUAAAUGAUAUCUAUAGCUUCUACCGUGAAACAGAGGUCCUUAGCUGUGUUCCUUCAGACUACAUGGCUCAUCAACCCGCCAUAAAUGAAAAAAUGAGAGCAAUUUUGGUGGAUUGGAUCAUUAAGGUUCAUUUGGAUUUUCGGCUCAUGCAUGAGACACUGUUCCUGGUAAUCAACAUUUUUGAUAGAUAUCUCUCAAGACAAACAGUAGUAAGAAAGUCAUUGCAGCUUGUUGCAGUGGCUGCCAUGUUUGUGGCAUGCAAAUAUGAAGAGAUCUCUAUUCCUCUUGUUGAAGAAUUUAUUUUCAUUACAGACAAUGCUUACACAAGAUCUGAACUUCUGCACAUGGAGAAAUCCAUCCUCAAUAAGUUGAAAUUUUCUAUUAGCCUUCCAACUCCUUAUGUGUUUAUGAGGAGAUUUCUUAAGGCAGCUGGAUCAGAUAAAGAUUUGGAGAUGGUAUCCUUCUUUCUCAUGGAAUUGUGCCUGGUUGAGUACAUUAUGUUGAAGUACCCACCUUCAUUAUUAGCAGCUGCAGCAGUAUACACAGGUCACUGUACCCUGAAAAGGGCUCCAUCUUGGAACAAAACAAUGGAGUGCCACACUACUCAUACUGAAAACCAACUCAUGUGA
Cryptomeria japonica (Japanese cedar) is the source of this 711-nucleotide messenger RNA. RefSeq names its product cyclin-B2-2-like. Lineage: Eukaryota; Viridiplantae; Streptophyta; Pinopsida; Cupressales; Cupressaceae. Gene Ontology annotation, molecular function: cyclin-dependent protein serine/threonine kinase regulator activity. Bases 1 to 711 code for a protein of 236 amino acids. Gene Ontology annotation, cellular component: centrosome; cytoplasm; cyclin-dependent protein kinase holoenzyme complex. Gene Ontology annotation, biological process: regulation of cyclin-dependent protein serine/threonine kinase activity; mitotic cell cycle phase transition. The transcript has 5 exons. The record is from RefSeq and is a predicted model, not a curated record.